CCUGUUCUGUAUAUAAUGCCAGUGCUGAUCAAGAGUUCCAAAUUAUUGCAAAGGAAUUAUGAAAUUAAGAACUACAAUAAAAAAGUUGUGUUCAUUGAAAUGAUUGUUCAAUUGUGUUGUCAUUUUUAUGCAUUCAGGACACCGCUGAUGUUAGCAUGCACCAAGGAUGAUCUUUCUGUGGUCCAGAUUUUAGUACAAAAUGGAGCAAACCUGAACCUAAAAAACAAAGAUGGAUGGAACUGUUUCCACAUUGCUGUGAGAGAAGGGCAUUUACCGAUUGUGCAAUAUCUUCUACAGCAAGACUCCUUACUGUGGGAUACAGCAAGUAAGAAUGGACGGACACCACUACACACAGCAGCACUGCAUGGUCACAAUGAUGUGCUGGAGUACAUGUUAAAUAUCUGUGGCUACGAGACAGACAUGAAGGAUAGUUGUGGCUCCACACCAUUCAUGGACACAAUCAGAAUUCAGGACAUUGACACUGCGAAACUGCUAAUCUCAAAACAUAAGGCAGAUGUUACAGUGGAGGACAAUUUGGGAAGACAGGCCAUUCAUGUAGCAUCCCAGACAGGGGCUUUCAAAUCUAUACAGUAUCUGGUGAAGGUCUGUAAAGUAGACCCAUCUGUAACAUGUUCUGGAAAUGGUGCUUCAGCUUUACAUAUCGCAGCAAAGGAGGGCCAUGUGUCUGUUUUACGAAUGUUACUGGACUUUGGUAUUGACAGCAACAUUACUGAUGCUAAAGAAAGAACUGCUCUUCAUAUAGCAGCUGGUGCCCAGCAUGCAGACUGUGUCUGUGUUUUGUUACAGCAUGGUGCUGACUGUAGAGUGGAUUGUUCUGGAACCAGUCCUAAACAGCUGGCUGUGAAACAGGAAGUAAAACAGGUGUUUGAAGACUUUGAAGGUACCUGAAUGCAGAAAUGUUCUAGAAAGACAUCAUACUCCAUCUGAUCCUUCAGAGGAACUACUGAAAGAGCAUUCAUCAUGAUGCCACCCUUAAAUAAGUAUGGCUGUGUUCCACAUAUGUCAGUUGAAAGACAAUUCAUGCACUUAACACUUUCUGGGUGUUUGAGAAUAAGCUCUUCCUGCAACACUUGCAUCAAAAUUUGAAAUGUGUCUUGUGCAUAAUUUUCUUGAUAAAGUCACUGGCUGCCAUUACAUAACAGAAAAAAACUUCUGGGCGGGUUUCAUUUUACACCAGCCAGUGUUUGGUGCUUCAGUGAUUCUUAGCGGGAAAUGAUUAGUGAUUGAAAACUCACAGAACAGAAAUAGCAGUACUUUUGACAGUAUUACUUUUAUUGUUUUAUAUUAAAUAAAAGACAAACAUGCAUAUCAAUAGUAUACAAAGCUUUUUACAUGGAAACCUUGCUAAUGCUAUUUCACAGUAGCUGCAGAAGAAGAAGACGUUCAUUUUGUUACAUACUGCAAUAUGAUUACAAAUAAUCUUGAUUAAAGUACAUGUAAUAAAUAUAUAUGUGUAAGUAG
Messenger RNA from Mercenaria mercenaria, 1482 nucleotides. Its product is annotated as ankyrin repeat domain-containing protein 16-like. The record is from RefSeq and is a predicted model, not a curated record. The transcript has 6 exons. NCBI's taxonomy places the organism in Eukaryota, Metazoa, Mollusca, Bivalvia, Venerida, Veneridae. Gene Ontology annotation, molecular function: protein binding. The coding region runs from base 16 to 909 and encodes 297 amino acids.